AUGUCCACCUCCUCUCAAGGUAGUAGCACUAACAGAAACGCUAACAGAAACUCUCUUAAACCGUCGUCAAAUGUCAAGUCUAAGCCAAUUCAACGCCGUACUACCACCGCCUCCGCCGUCAAGGAUCACACCACCGUUCCGGGAAGAGUUAGAGUGGCGGUUAGGUUGCGGCCUCGGAAUGCAGAGGAAUUAGUGGCGGAUGCUGAUUUUGCUGACUGUGUCGAAUUACAGCCAGAGCUCAAAAGGUUAAAACUAAGGAAGAAUAAUUGGGAUGGAGAGACUUAUGAAUUUGAUGAGGUGCUCACAGAGUUUGCGUCGCAAAAACGCGUUUAUGAAGUUGUCGCUAGGCCUGUUGUGGAGAGUGUACUCGAUGGCUACAAUGGAACAAUCAUGGCAUAUGGCCAGACUGGUACUGGUAAAACUUAUACUCUUGGAAGACUUGGGGAGGAAGACACAGCAGCACGUGGAAUAAUGGUACGAGCUAUGGAAGAUAUUUUUGCAGAUGUUUCCUUGGAAAGUGAUUCGGUCUCAGUCUCAUAUUUGCAGCUGUAUAUGGAGACUAUACAGGAUCUGCUCGACCCUUCCAAUGAUAACAUAGCCAUCGUAGAGGAUCCCAAAACUAAUGAUGUUUCACUACCUGGAGCUACUCUAGUCGAGAUUAGGGACCAACAGAGUUUUGUUGAGCUACUAAGAUUAGGAGAGGCUCACCGCUUUGCUGCAAAUACAAAACUGAAUACCGAAUCUUCUAGAAGUCAUGCUAUUCUGAUGGUACAUGUAAAAAGAUCCGUCAAGGGAAGAGAUGCUUCUCAUUCAAGUGAAAAUGGAAAUCACCCACACAUGGUUAAAUCAUUAAAGCCGCCUAUUGUUCGGAAAGCUAAGUUGGUUGUUGUAGAUCUUGCUGGUUCAGAACGAAUUGACAAAUCAGGAAGUGAAGGACAUAUGCUAGAGGAGGCCAAAUCCAUCAAUCUAUCUUUGAGUGCACUGGGGAAAUGUAUUAAUUCACUUGCAGAGAAUAGUGCACAUGUGCCAUUUCGUGACUCAAAGCUUACUAGAUUAUUACGUGAUUCAUUUGGAGUUUUAACAGGUACAGCAAGAACUUCACUUAUCAUUACUAUUGGACCGUCACCACGGCAUAGGGGAGAGACUGCCAGUACUAUAAUGUUUGGACAGAGGGCUAUGAAGGUGGAAAACAUGAUAAAGUUAAAAGAGGAAUUUGAUUACAAAAGCUUAUCAAGAAGGCUAGACAUAGAACUAGAUAAACUCAUUAUGGAACAUGAAAGACAACAGAAGGCAUUUGAGGAUGAAAUUGAAAGGUUAGCAACAGAAGCACAACAUCGGAUAUCUGAGGCUGAAAGAAACUAUGUAGAAUCACUGGAGAAGGAAAGAUCAAAAUAUCAAAAAGACUAUAUGGAGUCAAUUAAGAAGCUUGAAGAGAAGUUUGUGAUGAAUCAACGAAAGAACGAGGAUCCUCAUAUGAAAUCAAACACAGAGAUUCCCAGCAUAACUGCCGAGGAAAUGGCUGAUUUGAAGAAAAUGCUUCAAAAAGAGACUCUUUUAAGAAAAGCUGCUGAAGGGGAAACAAAUAAUUUGAAGAUUCAAGUUGCUGAACUAAAACAGUCAGAGGCAUCAGCAAAGAUAGAGAUAUCAAAACUCUAUAAGAUUUUGGAAGAGGAGUCUCAUCAGAAAGAGAAGCUUGAAGGAGAAAUAGCAAUAUUACAAAGUCAAUUGUUGCAGUUAGGUCUUGAAGCUGAUGAGACAAGACGACAUCUAGAUAGAGGUGGAUUUAGCAAAGAAGUGGGUGGUCGUGAUUCUCUCACUUCCCAAAUUAAGCAUCAGCAGCAAGUUUCUGGAAAUGGAGAGAAGCCUUCAAUAGCCAAGCUCUUUGAGCAAGUGGGAUUGCAGAAGAUUUUGUCAUUGCUUGAAUCAGAAGAUGCUGAUGUGCGAAUCCAUGCUGUAAAAGUUGUAGCAAAUCUCGCUGCUGAAGAAACAAAUCAAGGGAAGAUUGUAGAAGCGGGGGGACUUACUUCCUUGCUUAUGCUGCUUAAGACCACACAAGAUGAGACCAUACAUAGAGUUGCUGCAGGUGCUAUUGCAAAUUUGGCAAUGAAUGAAACCAACCAAGAACUCAUAAUGGCUCAAGGGGGCAUUAGUUUGCUGUCAAUGACUGCGGCCAAUGCUGAAGAUCCUCAAACUCUUAGAAUGGUUGCUGGGGCCAUUGCUAACCUCUGUGGCAAUGAUAAACUGCAAACAGAAUUAAGGGGCGAAGGUGGUAUCAAGGCACUGCUGGGUAUGGUGAGAUGCAGACAUCCUGAUGUGCAUGCACAGGUUGCUCGAGGAAUAGCAAAUUUUGCAAAGUGCGAGUCAAGAGCGUCUAGUCAAGGCAUGAAGAGUGGAAGAUCUUUCCUGAUUGAGGAUGGUGCCCUUCCAUGGAUUGUUCAAAAUGCAAACAACGAAGCCUCGUCAAUAAGGCGUCAUAUUGAACUUGCACUCUGUCACUUAGCACAACACGAAGCAAAUGCAAGAGACAUGAUUAGUGGGGGAGCAUUAUGGGAGCUAGUUCGUAUCUCACGAGAUUGUUCCAGAGAAGACAUAAAGACUCUAGCACAUCGAACACUAGCCUCCAGCCCCUCUUUCCAAGCUGAAAUGAGGCGUUUGCGACUGAGCCACUGA
Molecule: messenger RNA, 2670 nt
Organism: Vicia faba (fava bean)
Lineage: Eukaryota; Viridiplantae; Streptophyta; Magnoliopsida; Fabales; Fabaceae
Source: the annotation of a GenBank genome assembly